AUGAUGCAGCACCAGUACUGGGUAACAAAAAAGACUGUAUUAAAAAAAUUAGGAACCAAAGAAGAUGAAUGUAUUGUCGCUUCCGACGCUGAGCUCGAUGCUAAAUUGGAAUUAUUUCGAUCCAUAUCGGACAGCUGCUUACAAUUACAGCGAGUGUUGGACCAAUAUCAGGAAAGAUUGUGUAUUUUAGCUCAAGAAGAAAACGCUUUAGGUAAAUUUUUAAGAGAUGCUGGAAAAAAUUCCGAUGCUUCUGGUAAACACAUGGUUUCUGCAGGAAAAGCGAUUUCAUAUUCCGGCCAGCAGCGAUUAUCGGUGAGAGGCCCAUUGUUGAGGCUUUAUCAUGAAGUUGAGACGUUUCGGGGUCGCGCUGUAAGUGAUAUGCGGGCUACUGUGUCUGCUAUGGAGAAGGCUCGUAUUGAAUACCGUGCGGCGUUGAGUUGGAUGAAGUCGACAAGCGCGCAACUAGAUCCUGAUACGGGACGUGGCCUUGAUAACUUCCGAAAAGCCCAGCGGCAAGUACGCGAGAGCAAAAAGUUGUUUGAUAAAUUAACACUUGAUGUUUUGCAGAAGAUUGAUCUACUAGCUGCAGCAAGAUGCAACAUGUUUUCCCAUGUCCUCUCUAACUACCAGUCAUCCUUUGUGACAUUUGCCACAAAAGUAUCACAAACAUUAGUUGCUACAGCUGACACCAUGAAUGCAACACCUCAGUAUGAGUUCUGCAUUCUAAAAGAAUUAUCACAAAGCUUAGAUGAGGGUGACAAUAAGCAAGAUGUUCCACCACAGGAUAAGGAUCAAAUGUUAUUUUUCCAGGAUGAAUAUAAAGAUGAAAAACCAGAAAAUAGUACCAACAAUACUGACAUACCCAAAAGCAACAACGAAUCUAAAAAUCAGCCGUCCAUAGAAGAAUUGCAGCAGCAGGAUGCUUCUCUAAACCUGAUUGAUACAAGUUGCUUAGAACCCGAACAAGCUCAAGGGAAUUCAGGCAUACUUUCUGAUCUGGCAGGCUUACGUCUAGACUGUGAUGACCCAGCUUUUGGAGCUUUUAUGCCAUCCCAAUUGUUACAGAAUUCAUCAAAUGUCCUCGAAGCUGCCAUGACUCCAACACCCGGCAAAAGCGACCCUCCAGAAAUACCAAAGCCGAGUGCAUCUUCUGUCGUACCUAAGAAAGAUGACAAAGCAGCAUGGUUCAAACUGUUCGCCGAACUCGACCCCUUAGCCAAUCCAGAUAGUCUGCUUGGUUCUAACACUAACCAGAGUCACGCUGCUUGA
Arctia plantaginis is the source of this 1269-nucleotide messenger RNA. NCBI's taxonomy places the organism in Eukaryota, Metazoa, Arthropoda, Insecta, Lepidoptera, Erebidae. The record is from the annotation of a GenBank genome assembly.